AUGUUGGAACAACUAAUACAAUGUGCAAUUCUUAUAUUUGAGGCACUUCAUCCUAACUGUGUUGGUAAUUUUUGUUUUGAUCAAUCAACGAAUCAUAAUGCAAUGGCUGGAAAUAUAUUAGUUGCAACAAAAAUGAAUCUUGGACUAGGGAAAUCACAGCCUAAGUUGCAUGAUGGCUA
Messenger RNA from Dentiscutata heterogama, 179 nucleotides. The record is from the annotation of a GenBank genome assembly. NCBI's taxonomy places the organism in Eukaryota, Fungi, Glomeromycota, Glomeromycetes, Diversisporales, Gigasporaceae.